ACUGAAAUAUUCAGAAUACACUGGCUCAUCUCUUGAACUGGUCCUUUGCUUUUUUUAUUGUCUUUUUGGUGAAUCAUCUGUUGCCAAAAUGAGCCGGAGUCAAUCAGUUUAUGGAGUUAGUUCUGGAAGAGGUUUUAGCACAUCCUCUUUAGGACAAACCAGCAUAAACAGACGCAUUUCGGCCCCUGUAACUCAAAGUCAGUUUGGGGGUGCGCGUGCUGGUUUUGGAAGCAAAAGCCUCUUUCAGUUGGGUGAUGCAAGUGGUGGUAGAAAAAUAUCCACUGGUUCAAGUGGAGGUAGACUUGGACAAGGCUCAGGUUUUGGAAUUGGAGGGUCUGGUGGUUCAGGUGGCUAUUCAGGUUCUGGGUCUUCUUUUCAAUCUGCUGGUAUUGUUAAUGUGAGUGUUAACCAAAACCUUCUGGCUUCAAUUAAAAAUGUGGAGAUUGAUCCAAAUAUUUCAGUGGUAAAGAAGGAAGAGAGGGAGCAGAUCAAGACACUAAACAACAAAUUUGCAUCCUUCAUUGACAAGGUCCGAUUUUUAGAACAGCAGAAUAAAGUGCUCGAGACUAAAUGGAGCCUCCUACAGCAACAAGGAGGCCAGGCUACUGUCAAGAGUGGCAUUGAUGGUAUUUUUAAUGCAUACAUAAACAGUCUGAGAAGCCAGUUGGACAACUUAAAUAAUAGCAAAGGUCGUCUUGAUGGAGAAUUGCGUAACAUGCAGGAUCGCGUUGAAGAAUUUAAAACAAAGUAUGAAGAUGAAAUAAAUGCACGUGCUGGAGCUGAAAAUGACUUUGUUGUACUAAAAAAGGAUGUAGACACUGCAUACUUAGCGAAGGUGGAACUGGAAGCAAAAGUGAAUGGGCUGAAUGACGAGCUCAAUUUCUUAAGAAAUCUUUAUCAACAGGAACUUUCAGAACUUAAAGAUCAAAUAUCUGACACUUCUGUCAUUCUCUCAAUGGACAACAACCGUUCACUGGACCUCAAUGACAUUAUUGCUGAAGUUAAAGCACAGUAUGAAGAUCUUGCCAAUAAAAGCAGACUUGAGGCAGAAGAAAAUUUCCAAAAUAAGUACAAGCAGCUGGAGGCUGCUGCAGGCCAACAAGGAGAUGACCUGAAAAAUAUAAAGAAUGAAGUUUCACAACUUAAUCGAGCAAUUCAGAAGCUGAAGGCUGAAAUUGAGAAUGUGAAAAAACAGAUUGCCAGUCUUGAAGCAUCUAUUGUUGAUGCUGAACAACGUGGGGAGUUUGCUUUAAAAGAUGCCCGAGAAAAGUUGGCUGAAUUGGAAGCUGCUCUGCAGAAUGCCAAGCAAGAAAUAGCUCGCCAACUGCGAGAAUACCAGGAACUGCUGAACGUGAAACUGGCUCUGGAUAUUGAGAUCGCCACCUAUAGGAAACUGCUGGAAGGAGAAGAAAGCAGAAUAUCAGGGGAGGUCACAAAUACUGUGAAUGUUUCUGUAAACAGCAGUAACCCGUCAUCUUCGUCUUCGUAUGGUUUUGGUGGAGGAUACAGCUCUGGGUAUGGUGGAGGAAGUGUCAGUACAACAAAUACAGAAAGAAGACGCCCAGCUGUAAAAAUAAUAUCUACCACCGAGAGUCUGAAAACCUACUUGGGCUAAAGAUGCCAUUGGCAAAGUUCUACCAUGCUUUUUUCCCAGUCAGUCACUGUUUCAUGGCCAAAUCACUUCAAUGAAUGUAUAUACAAUGAUAAUAAUCACUGAAUGAGCAGCACAUUGUUAGUGAAUACAAUAUCCUUACAUCCUUCAACAUUGCUCUGAGAUUAUAUGGGGAUGGUUGCAGGUUCAUAUAAUGAUGAGGUUUCAGAUAAUCAUCAACUCAUUCAUGAUGAAAUGGUAAUAAUUGAAUGGUGACAGGUAAUGCACAGGGAACAAUGAUUACAUUAUGGGAAAACAGUCAUUAACAUGUUUUUAAUGCACUAUCACAAUGAACAAAAUACACUUUUCAAUGUUUAAAUCCUGCUGUGAAUUAUGUGUUAAAUAAACAUGGGACACAUCUUUA
This is a messenger RNA of Pelobates fuscus (common spadefoot toad), 2015 nucleotides long. RefSeq names its product keratin, type II cytoskeletal cochleal-like. NCBI's taxonomy places the organism in Eukaryota, Metazoa, Chordata, Amphibia, Anura, Pelobatidae. Gene Ontology annotation, biological process: keratinization; intermediate filament organization. Gene Ontology annotation, molecular function: structural constituent of skin epidermis. The transcript has 9 exons. Bases 89 to 1615 code for a protein of 508 amino acids. Gene Ontology annotation, cellular component: keratin filament. The record is from RefSeq and is a predicted model, not a curated record.